GUCAUCAGUACUGAAGUUCGAGGAAGACUUAAGACUUUGGAUAAUCUAAAUAAUAUGGCGGCAAGAAUUUUCAGACAUCAAAGAAGACUUUUCUGUCCAAAUCCUUCUAUAAAAACAUUGCACAAGUUCUCCUUUCAAUCCCACAUCCAACCAGGUAUCAGAUAAACAUGGCAAAGACCGUUUUCUUAGCCUCUCUUUCCUUUUUUUUUAUUAUAAUUUCCUCGCCCUGGCUUUCAAAUGCCAUAUCUCAAUGCAAUGGUCGAUGCCGAGACCUCAAUGAUUGCGAUGGUCAGCUCAUUUGCAUCAAUGGCCAGUGCAACGACGAUCCUGAUUUGGGCACUCGCAUCUGCGGAACCCCCUCAUCUCCGAGCCCUGGGACCAAUUGCAACCCCUCGGGCUCCCUUCGGUGCAACGGCCAAACUUAUCCCACCUACAUUUGUUCCCCUCCCAUCACAUCCUCCACGAAAGCUCGUUUAACAAACAAUGAUUUCAGUGAAGGGGGCGACGGAGGGGCUCCAUCUGAAUGUGAUGACAGGUAUCAUAGCAACUCCGAGCGUGUAGUGGCGUUGUCCACCGGGUGGUAUGCCGGCGGGUCAAGGUGUGGGAAGAUGAUAACGAUCACUGCUAGUAAUGGGAGGAGCGUGACGGCUAAGGUGGUGGAUGAGUGUGACUCGAUGCGUGGGUGUGAUGAAGAGCAUGCAUACCAACCACCCUGUAAAAACAACAUCGUCGAUGGGUCCGAUGCAGUGUGGACUGCUCUGGGUCUCGAUAAAAACGUGGGGAUCGUGGAUGUGACUUGGUCCACGGCAUAGGGAUUCAAGAACAAUCUUAUAAAUAAACUUUAAACAUUUGAAGUUUGAUCAUAUAGAAAUAAAGACAAAAAAAUAAAGUUUGCUUCAAUAGGGUAGAAAGUUUUUCUGUUCUAUACCAACAAAAGAAGGCGACAGGGUUCAAUAAGAUCUUCACGGGAUCACUGUUCCUUGGUUUUCCACCUAUUUGACAAUGACAAUGCCAUCACUGGUAUUCCAACACUGUUCCCAUCGUGUUGCUUAACUAUCAACAUCGAACAACACUGUCCCCUUUCCUCUAGCAAUGGAAAACAUCUUUUGUUUU
Theobroma cacao (cacao) is the source of this 1113-nucleotide messenger RNA. Its product is annotated as kiwellin-like. The record is from RefSeq and is a predicted model, not a curated record. Lineage: Eukaryota; Viridiplantae; Streptophyta; Magnoliopsida; Malvales; Malvaceae.